Messenger RNA from Symbiodinium sp. CCMP2456, 1470 nucleotides. Lineage: Eukaryota; Dinophyceae; Suessiales; Symbiodiniaceae. The record is from the annotation of a GenBank genome assembly.
AUGGCCAGCCUUCGCCAACGCUGCGUCGUGCUGGGCUUGCUCGGCUGCCUUCUUCGCACUGGCAGAGGUGCAGCUGUCGGUGCCAACUGGGCUGGGGUGAACUCCUUCUUUGCCCAUGCAUUGCCCAGCACAGGCCCAGGCAGCCGCACGGCCUACUUGGACCACAUGAGGAACUCUGGGCUUCGAGUGCUGCGAAUCUUCCUGGUCUCCAACACGGAAGAUUACAAGAACAGUGGCUCCCAGGCGGUGGAGGACCUGGAGACUCGGGAGGUUGGCAACUACGACGAUCGCAUCUUGAGCCUCGUGGACGACCUGAUGCUCGAGGCGCACGAGCGCGGGAUCAAGCUUGACAUUGCCCUUCACGAUCGCUAUUCCCUGGGCUGUUGGAGGGAAGAUGCCUACGUAUCCAAGUACAGCUUGCCCAGCGGCUGCUGCAAGUGCGUCUUUGCAAAGAACCAAGUGGACCGCUUCUACACCGAUCCAGAAAUCCAGGCGAAGUUUGAUGAGCGCCUCGUGCACAUUCUGCAGCACUGGAACCCUCACUUCCAGAAGAGCUGGGGCAACCUGCAUGAGGUCGUUGCUUCUUUUGCGCCUCAGAACGAAGCGCAGGGCCACAUCUGGUCGGUGGACAAGGGCUGGUGGUGCCGUCGGGCGCAAGUUAUGAAGGCCCACAUGCAUCCCAGCAUCGCGGUUUCUACUGGAGGGUCUGUCGACCUUGAAGAUGCAUUAUAUCACCAGCUGUAUGUUUGCCCAGAGAUCGAUGUCGUGGACAUCCACACUUACAGCACCAGCGCUUGCGACAUCAAGAAGAUUUCUGAGAUCGCAGCCACCUGGGCAGUGAGCCAAGGCAAGAGGGUGAGGCUGCAGGAGUUCGGUAUCAAUGGCACAGACGCUGAAAAGGCCAGGCAAAUGAUUCCCAUCCUGCAAGUGGCCAACGAACUGGGUGUUCCCUUCAUGCCCUGGGAGCUUAUGCGUCCGGAAAACAACAAGGACUUCGAGUUUUGGGCGGAGGGUGACUUCUGGCAGGGCUUCUCCUUGCAAAGUGAUGCCGCUCAGAAGACCGUGUCAGUCUUCUCCUGGCCUGAGCUGGAGAGUACUUCGCCGAAGCUGAAGGCCGACUGGUACUUCUGCGUUGUGAACGGGGAGUGUGAGUCCGGCUGCUGCAGCAACGAGUGGAGUGACGACCAGAAGUACAAGUGCACGCCCGGAGGCAGCCAGUGCACGGGCAACCGUCUUGCGGACUGGGUCUUCUGCACUCAAAACAGCGACUGCGCCAACGGCUGUUGCAGUAAACAGUGGAGUGAUGAUGGAAGAUACAAGUGCACACCCGGUGGCAAUCCCAGCCUUUGUGGCGAUGCAGUGCUGAAGCUUGGAGACGCUUGUUCUGCCAACGGUGACUGUGCCAGCGGCUGCUGCGCCGCAGGCACUUGCGCGGCGAAAGCGGUCCCGGCUCAGUGCAACGGCCGCUGA